GAAAUCAAAUUCACAGCUCACUUUGCCAGUAUCUGUAUACUGUUGCUUUUGCUGUCAGCUUCACCAAAGCAUCAAAACCCCUCCACCCCACCACCCUCAAAAAUCCUCCUCUCUACUCUUCACCCUAUAGAAUAUAGAACAAACAACAUAAAGAGAAUCCCCAUUUCCCAAGAAAUGCAUCAUAAUACUCUACUGUCUCUUUAGCUCUUCAAUCACAUUUUUCUGUUACACAUCCACUGUUGCUCAUCGCAAUGCACGACCCCACGCGCCACCACAGUCGCCGCCGUGAACCACCGUCACACCACCGCCGUGCUUGGUGUUGCUCCUUCACAGUUCCACCACAUAGCCCAGAAAACCCAUCUGCAUUCCCCGUUCAAAAUCCCAAGAAGAAUCAAUCUUUACUUAAACCUGAAAUACCCAUUAAGUCUUCUUCCAAUUCUUUAUCUUCUUCUUCUUUCCCUAAUUCCCCUCAAAAUACCUCUUACCGACCCGGUAUUGUCACCCGAAUUGACCCACGUCGGAUACUCUCACCGGGUCGGGUCUCCCCAAUUGACCCACCUGACCCGGCUGAGAUGCCCAAACCGGUGACGACUCCGGUUGAGUGUGAGCAGGAAAGUAGUGUUAGGGAUGAUUGUAGUUUAGGGAUCUUUGAUGUGAGGUUGAAUUUGAAGGGGAAAAAUGGGAGUGGAUUAGUAUUGGAGCUUAGUUCUGAGGUACUUAGUAAAAAUAGCUGUGUUUUUGCUGACUUAAUUGCUGAAUAUCGAAAGAAUUCGAGGGGUUUGUGCAGGAUAGAAGUGCCUGAUGUGGAGAAUUUGGGUGUUUUUCGCGAUACCAUUGAGCUUAUGUUUGAGGAGGAUAUUGCGAGGAAACUUAUCAAGGUUGGUGCUUAUCGCGCCAUCGAUGUGCUUGAGGUA
Messenger RNA from Capsicum annuum, 914 nucleotides. Its product is annotated as BTB/POZ domain-containing protein At2g13690-like. NCBI's taxonomy places the organism in Eukaryota, Viridiplantae, Streptophyta, Magnoliopsida, Solanales, Solanaceae. The record is from RefSeq and is a predicted model, not a curated record.